This is a messenger RNA of Python bivittatus (Burmese python), 2429 nucleotides long. RefSeq lists its product as uncharacterized. The record is from RefSeq and is a predicted model, not a curated record. Lineage: Eukaryota; Metazoa; Chordata; Lepidosauria; Squamata; Pythonidae.
CUAAGAUCUCUUCCUGAAGCUGGCGCGGGAGUCGCACAUCCCAGAGUCUAAGGUGGCGGGGGGGAGGGGUGGUUUUGUAAUACCUACCCGGGAUCUGAGCCGCUGAAAUGCCAGCCUUUGGUGAACACUGCAGUCCGUCCCGAUUUUGUUGCCUGGCUGGGAACGGCAGGGCUAGGCCCAGGAGGUUUAAAGCAUUUUGAGUGACUUCAGUCGAGGUGUGUUAACUGGACGUGAUCCGAAGGAAUUGUUUAAUUAUAGUGAACGGAUCGUAUGGAAUGUGAGAACCAACCUAUAAUCCGGAAAGUAGCGGCAGUGGCUUCAUUCGCGGAAAGAGAAGACAAGCAAACCGACUCCGAAAGAAACAAAUCCGGCGCAGUCGCCUUCGGGACAACUUACCCUUUGUCAGAGAGCGGAGAACAAAAAAUAAUCGCUUAUUCCGGCGGGGACCCAAAUGUUCUUCCAUCAGGCCUGCUCCGGAGGAAAAAGAUUCGGCACCUGCCCUCGGCCUGUCAGAAAUACCCUUACCAGAAGCGGAGCGUGCAAGCAGGAGGAGAGGCGAGCGGGAUCACCAGGCACCAGAGAAGAGGCGGGGGGGGCACCCAGCCGCUCCUGAAGGAGCCACCUGAGAAAAAGAAGCUAGAAGGAACUAGAGCGGGCUGAAAGGGCUGUAGCCGACCGGGUUGUCGAAGAGACAAGGCGGGACUGAGCUGAGGGGGCGCGAGUCCGGCAGGUGUUCCUCCAUGUGGGGCCGCCAACCUGGAAGAGAGCCGGGGGAAGGCGGUGGGCUCCGGCGAUGACCCUGCUAAGCGAGGCCCGGACUUACACACCUGCCAACACUGCUCCUAUGGACAGUAACAUAGUGGCCAUUAUUAUAGCUACCACAGUUUCUUCCUCCGUGUUCAUCGUAGCCAUUUUGGUGCUGCUGCUCCUCUUGUACCACCGGGACCCUAUGUGCUGCCAAUUUCUGUGCUCUUGCCGACUCUUCCAGAGCCCCAGUCAAUAUGAGCGUCCUCCUCCUUACUUCCGUAGCAAUCAGCGACUGGUGGGAGCCCAGUCUGGAGCACAACGACUGGAGACAAGUGCUGAAAACCCUGGUGUCCAGGGAGAUGAAUUAUUCUGUGUUGGAAGCCCCAGUAGCUAUCAGCUUCCACCGUGGGAGCAGCCUCACCUACCAAGCUAUGAGAGUGUACGAAAAAAGGACCGGCAACGGGAGAUCCACCAGAUGAUUGCUGAAAGAUUUGGCUUAUGGGCAGAAGUCUCUCAAGAGCUGCCGCCCCCUUAUGAACAGGCCCUGAGGUGUCCUGCCGCCCUGUCAAGAACCGGAGCAGGCUCAGAGUUGUCAGCCGGGCAGAGCCUGCCAGAUAUGCUCCAAGCGUCUCCCACUUACCAGACUCAAAGGAACACUUCGGUGUAGGCUGGGAAUCGGUCCUCCAGUCUCCCGUGGCACAGACUGGGCCACACUUUCACUUCUGCAGGGCAGUCGGCCAAACCUUGAUGCCAAGAAAGCGGAAUGAAACCCUCCAGCACUGUUGCAAAUCAAGCCAUGCCUUUUUUUCCCACUCCUUACAACAAUUACAGCUUUGGGACUGCUGUCUAGAACUAAUCCCUAAAGACAAAAAAUUACACAUCUGAAUGGAACAAAUUGCCCUGGGGAAGUUCUGAUCAGCUUUUCUCUUCCUCUUUUUUACACAUCGGAACCUGAAGAAACUUCUACCAAGAACAGCCUAGAGAUUCCUUCCAGGCCUCUUCAGGGGUUAGUUAUCUCCAGAUGACCUUCUUGCUGUAGGAAUAAGUCAAGUAGACACCCCAUAGGAAUUUCAGUUUGAUCUCUGGGAGCUGAACAUCAGACAAAGCCAUUGAAACUUCCCUCCCUCACUGUUGCUUUAAAGAGACCAAGAGAGGCUUCCAGUUCAAAGACCACCUUCAGAGAAUGUGCAGCAGCUCUUCCACUUAAAAAAAAAAUACCUCUGUUAGAGCUGCCAAACUUUCAAGGUAUUUAGCCUGAACAUUUUAUGGUCUUUUAGCUGUCACAGAACUGCAUCCGCAGGACACCGUUUGGGGCUUCAAGUGACACAAUGAAUGUAUUUUGCCCUCUGGCUAUUUUCAGCAAUCUGCACCAAGGAAUGAACACUUUGGACAAAUUCUGGUGGGAUUUGAUUUUUCUCCUUUCAAAGACAGGGUGGGAGCAGUUUUGCAGAUCCAGACAAGUUCAGAGAUUAAGCAGAAGUCUGGCACUUUUGCGUCAUGUUUCCCCCUGCUGAACUCCAAAUAGCCUACGUUUUGCAGCCAAGCCAUAGCUAAGAGAAAGGGUUACCUGUCAAGAUGUAGAAGGGAAGAUUUAACUAUUUUUAUUCAUCCCCAGAGUUGUUAUUUCUGCUCAAUUGUCAGUUGGGGCUCAGACAAUCUUAAUAAGCUUAAAUCUGAUUUGC